This is a messenger RNA of Fraxinus pennsylvanica, 1560 nucleotides long. Lineage: Eukaryota; Viridiplantae; Streptophyta; Magnoliopsida; Lamiales; Oleaceae. The record is from the annotation of a GenBank genome assembly.
AUGGGUGAGACUGUGACAGGCGGAGAUGCCGGUUCAAAAGGCACAGCGGUGGCACGACCGACAGUUAUUGUGCCGCCUCGGGGCUUCAUGGAUACAAUUGGAUCGUUGCCCGGAUUCAGUCCGGGUCCGUUGACCCUGGUUUCCGGCUUCUUUUCCGAGCAAAGUCCGUUUUCUUUCUCUCAACUUUUGGCCGGAGCUAUGGCUUCGCCAAUUGCCAAGCCCGGGCUUUUUUCAAUGGACAAUAAUUUCGGGGAAGAGAAAGAAGGGAAUUCUGGUGAUGGCAGUGGAAAAAAUAAUGAUAGUAUUACUGGUUAUAAGCGGAACAGGCCGAUGAAUUUGGCGUUGUCUCCGCAGCAGAUGCAACUGGAUCCUCAGAGUUUGAGUCCCUUGUUUAUGGUUCCACCUGGGCUGAGUCCUUCUGGAUUGCUUAAUUCACCUGGGUUUUUGUCCCCACUUCAGAGUCCAUUUGGAAUGUCCCACCAGCAAGCUCUUGCACAUGUUACGGCUCAGGCGGCAUUAUCCCAAUCUUAUAUGCAGAUGCACGUAGAAUUUCAAACAUCUUCUAAUGCAACUUCUGCUGAAACAACUGCACAUCAUAUGUCCUCUGCACCCAAUGAAUCUUCUCAAAACCAGAUAAUAUCUUUGCCACCAGAACAAACAAGUUCAAAGAUAGAGCAGUCUGAGGUUUCUCUGUCUGAACGGAAACCUGCUUCUGUUGCUGUUAACAAACCAACUAAUGACGGCUACAAUUGGAGGAAAUACGGGCAGAAGCAGGUAAAGGCGAGUGAAUGUCCAAGAAGCUACUACAAAUGUACGCAUUUUAAUUGUCCUGUCAAGAAGAAGGUCGAACGUUCUGUUGAUGGUCAUAUAACUGAGAUUACAUACAAAGGGCAGCACAAUCAUGAUAUGCCUCAACCCUCUAAACGUGGAAGAGAUAGUUGUGCUUUGGAUGGAACUUCGAACUCCCAGGUGAAGCCGGUAAUUAGUUCACAAAGUCAGUGUGAAAUGAGCCAUCAACCUGGACCUUCAAAAGUUCAUGCAUCUACACAAUCAGUAUCUGAUCAUCAUCCUGGCUCGAUUAAUCUUGAUGAAGUGGAAGAUUCCACAGUUGUAAACAAUGAUGGGGAUGAUGGUGAACCAAAUACAAAAAGAAGGAGCAUUGAGAUUGGGUCAUCCAUGCAAGCACCAUCACAUAAAACAAUUACAGAAUCUAGAAUUGUUCUGCAGACAAGAAGUGAAGUUGAUCUGUUGGAUGACGGAUAUAAAUGGCGAAAAUACGGCCAGAAGGUGGUCAAGGGAAAUCCUCAUCCAAGGAGUUACUACAAAUGUACACAUGCUGGAUGCAAUGUCCGUAAACACGUUGAGAGGUCUUCGACCGACUUCAAAUCUGUUAUAACGACAUAUGAAGGCAAACAUAAUCAUGAAAUCCCAACAGGCAGAUACAGCAGACCACAGAAGUCGGUUGCCAACAAUCCUUCCUUACAUAAAGAAAUGGAUUAUGAGAACAAAGAUCAGAUAGCAAUGACUUUGCAGCUUAAAGAAGAGCAAAUUGCUGCAUGA